UAGGGAGCAAUAAGCUAAUGUAAUUUUAGCUAGGCUGAGUACUGAUAUGAGCUGUUGUCUAAUGACUGGAGGUGUGAAAGAGCGUCUGGUUCAGCUGCAGCGCUGCAUGCGCUCUCUCCAGGAAACAGGGGGGCCCUGGAGUCACAGAGGCCAGGACAGCAACUCUCUAGGGGCCAUUUUGGCUCUGAUGGCAGCUGUACUGACAGAGUGUGACCUCCACUGUCACAGCCAGGCCCUUGGGGUGAUGGCCAAACGACUGGAGAGUGCAGCCGUGGGGAGAGAGGGGGAGAAAGACCUGCUGCUUUUACUAAAGAGCAUCACACAAUAUCCGCCCACAGUUGCCCCUUUGGAGAGGUUACAUCCCCAGGACUGUGCAGAGAUUUACAAGCUUGGGAUCAAAGAGAAUGGCAUCUACACCAUUCAGCCUGACCUGCACAGACCAGCUUUGGAGGCUAAAUGUGACAUGGAGACAGUGGGUGGUGGAUGGACAGUGAUCCAGUAUCGGCAGGACGGCUCACUGGACUUUAACAGGACGUGGCAGGAAUACCAGGAGGGCUUUGGCAGUCCACAGGGAGAGCUGUGGCUGGGGAACGCAGCACUUCAUGCCCUCACCUCUACUGGACAACACCAAGUUCGUAUAGAGCUGGAGGACUGGCACCAACAAAAGCGUCACGCUACCUACAAUAACUUCAAAGUGGGCUCAGAGGCACAGAGGUAUCGUCUUACAGCACGGGAGUACUCAGGCGAUGCAGGCAAUGCCUUGAGCUACAGCAAACGAUACAACCAUGAUGGCAGAUCCUUUAGCACCACUGACCAAGACUAUGACCGUUAUGCAGCCGGGAACUGUGGUCAGUACUACGGUGCAGGCUGGUGGUUUGAUGCCUGCUUGGCAGCUAACCUGAAUGGACGGUAUUAUCGAGGUCGUUACAGUGGGGUGACCAAUGGUAUCUACUGGGGGACAUGGUACAUCCUGACAGAUGGACGAACAGGAGAACGCUACUCCUUCAAGAGGGUGGAGAUGAAGACAAGACCCAGGAACUUUGCAGGAACAUCCUAAAGACUAAGAUCCCAUUUAUCAGUGUACCAUUCUUUAAACUACAAUAGUACUAGCCACAGUUCUGCAUUGGCAUCACAGUUGAUAGAUGUUUCACUCAAUGUGUGGCAGCUUUUAUGCCAGUCAUCAGUUAUAUGACAAAAGCAGCUAAUAGACUAUAGAAUAAAGUAUUCAAAAAUGUCCAAACACUUAACUUGCUAAACUUAACUUAUUGCAUGUAUCAUUUGUUCAGGGUAAUUCUUUCCUGCAAAACCAAAGAAAAUCAAUUUUUCAAAAUGUGUAUUGAAAAUACAGUAUGUGGAUGUUAUAGUACAUUUCUAGAAUCUUUAUUGGAGAAAUGAUAUGGUGUGAUUAAUUUCCAUCUUUCACAAGGGUGCUGGGUGAGGUAUGAAGACCGAGCUGCAACCUCCUGUGCUGAAAACGGUGCAAGUGCCAAAAACUGUAGUUCCAGGAAUGGCCACUUGAGGCUGGCUUAAAGAAUGAGUCAACUCCCAAAUGGGCCCAUCUUAAAGUGCCCUGCCUAGUUAACAAAUUAAUAAGUUGACAAAAUGGUUUUAUUUCCCCAAACCUGAACACUAGGUUGAUUGUUUUUAUUACCUGUUAUACUGCUUUAUAGUAUCUGUGUUGAAGUUAUGCAAAAUUAGGGACAUGGUAAGUUUGGUUUCAGGCUAUCAUCUGGGGGUCACUUCAGUUAAUUCCAGUCAUUCACCUUGACCUUUCGGGGACUUGUUUGUGCCUUUUUUUUUUCAAGUGUUGGACAUAUGCCUGGCUGUGCAGUUAACUAUAUUAUCAGGAUGUCCAGGAAAUCGGUGCUCCAACCAAGUGGCAACUUCUGGUCUUCAGGAAUGAAGCUGACGUGGAAGUGCUAAAAACUACAGUUCCUAAGUGUCCAUUUAAGGCUGGAUCCAGGCAUUGGAAACCACAAACAGACCCAUCAAGUAAUCCGUUGUGA
Messenger RNA from Notolabrus celidotus (New Zealand spotty), 2006 nucleotides. RefSeq names its product fibroleukin. The transcript has 6 exons. Lineage: Eukaryota; Metazoa; Chordata; Actinopteri; Labriformes; Labridae. The record is from RefSeq and is a predicted model, not a curated record. The coding region runs from base 47 to 1057 and encodes 336 amino acids.